Telopea speciosissima is the source of this 605-nucleotide messenger RNA. RefSeq names its product probable glutathione peroxidase 2. Gene Ontology annotation, cellular component: cytosol. The record is from RefSeq and is a predicted model, not a curated record. Lineage: Eukaryota; Viridiplantae; Streptophyta; Magnoliopsida; Proteales; Proteaceae. Bases 54 to 557 code for a protein of 167 amino acids. The transcript is spliced from 7 exons. Gene Ontology annotation, biological process: response to oxidative stress. Gene Ontology annotation, molecular function: glutathione peroxidase activity.
UCUUCUUCUUCUACUUCUUCUUCUAUCGAAACCCGUCUGAUUCUGUUCAGAACAUGGCAGAAGAAUUGCCCAAAUCCAUUUACGAUUACACUAUCAAGGAUAUCGAUGGCAAUGAUGUUAGCUUGAGCUCUUACAGUGGAAAGGUUCUUAUGAUAGUCAAUGUUGCCUCAAAGUGUGGUCUAACUCAUUCAAACUACAAGGAACUGAACAUUUUGUAUGAGAAGUACAAGAACCAAGGCUUUGAGAUCCUAGCAUUUCCCUGCAACCAGUUCGCUGGUCAAGAACCUGGAAGUAAUGAUGAGAUCAAGGAAGUUGCCUGCACAAUGUUCAAAGCUGAAUUCCCCAUCUUUGAUAAGGUUGAGGUGAAUGGUAAGAAUGCAGCCCCAAUCUACAAGCACCUAAAAUCAGAGAAAGGUGGGAUAUUGGGGGAUAGCAUUAAGUGGAACUUCACAAAGUUUCUUGUAGACAAAAAUGGAAAGGUUGUGGAGAGAUAUGCCCCCACCACAGCUCCUCUUAAGAUCGAGAAAGACAUCCAAAAUCUGUUGGGAAUUUCAUAAGUUCAACUGAGGCACGACACAUUGUCCAGAAAUUACUGUAUAUUUCUU